Gregarina niphandrodes is the source of this 1326-nucleotide messenger RNA. RefSeq lists its product as hypothetical. The record is from RefSeq and is a predicted model, not a curated record. The transcript has a single exon. Bases 1 to 1326 code for a protein of 441 amino acids. NCBI's taxonomy places the organism in Eukaryota, Apicomplexa, Conoidasida, Eugregarinorida, Gregarinidae.
AUGCGCUCCUUCUGCCCAAAGUGCGGCGUCUCCAGUCGCAACCACUGCCGCCGCCACUGCGACUUGUUGUCGGAGGAGGAGAAGGCGGAGUACGAGGCGCGGCUUGUGCGUGUGCAGCGUUUCGUGGAGUGUCUCAAGAACGCGCCGCGUGCGCGUCUGCCCGAGCACUUCACCUGCACGGUCGGGAAUGCAGAGUCCUGCCGACGCAUGUUGCAGCGCGAUAUCGAACAAAUUGUACGCGAUUGCCUGAAACAGGCUGGACUCGAAAACUGCGUCAACCAAGUCGCGCGCCCACCGCCCGGUCGACGACGCAAACGGCGCAUGUCUGAGAAUGAAGACUCGGGUGUCGAUGACUCCGACGAAGACCACUUCCCCAAAGACGUAAGCCCGGCACAAGCCUUCGCCGCCUUCUCACCCUUCGCGUACUCCAAGUACGUGGCUGCGCAACUCCUCGCCCACGGCCUUUUCGCGCGGCCCCCAACAGUCGCACAGGGAUUGGCGCCUGUCGGAACCCCACACGGAUUAGGGACACACGGAUCAUCGACACAAGGACCAUCGACACAAGGACCAUCGACACAAGGAGCACCCCUCCCGCACGGCCCGCAGCAAGUGGCGCGCGGCGUGGCCCCGCAGACACUCACCCCUGAGAUGGCUCCAAUUCAGAACCAGGCCUCGCCGCGGAAGCGAAGUCGUGGAGAGGACGGCAGCGAUGUGGAGAUCUUGGACAACGAGACCGCACGCCAGCGGAGACGGCCCGUGCCCAACUUCAAGGAAAUUGUGGAGAACGGCGUCGCCGAGGAGCGGCCCUCCGACCAACCGAAGCCGAAGAAGCACAAGGCCGCCAAACGGCCCGCGGCAAUGCAGCCGCCGGUGCCCUCGACCGUGGUCGCUUCGCAGCCCAGCAGCGGCGGAGGAGUCCCUAGUGGUGCGAUGCCUGGUGGUGGGAUGCCCAACGGAAUUGCUGGCGGGGCACCGGCUCGAGGCCCGUCGCCAUUGAUUACGGCAUACAUGCACCCGCAGACGGCGACGCCGCUGGUACGACCGCCGCCGCGUGCGGCCAUGCUGCCGCCCCAGCAGGCCAUCGCGGCCGGCCCGCCGCCUGCGUUGUGGCCGCCGACUGGCUUCCAUCCGAAUAUGUUCUCGGCCAACGUGCCAAGGUGGCCACCGCCCACGGCGUUCGCCUACGGCAUGCCGCCGCAGAACCCCAUGGUCUACGGCUGGGGCAACCCGCCCGCCGCGCGCCAGCCGCCACCCAUGCGCCAAGUCGGCCUCAACCAAAACGGAUUACAGCCCUCCAAGAACGACGCCAACCAUCAGAAUUUAUAA